Molecule: messenger RNA, 1945 nt
Organism: Cariama cristata (Red-legged seriema)
Lineage: Eukaryota; Metazoa; Chordata; Aves; Cariamiformes; Cariamidae
Gene: FBXO10
Product: F-box protein 10
Exons: 6
Biological process (GO): ubiquitin-dependent protein catabolic process; regulation of apoptotic process; protein ubiquitination
Molecular function (GO): protein binding
Source: RefSeq, a predicted model, not a curated record
AUGGAGGUCGGUGGCCUGCCAGUUGAGCUGUGGCAGCUCAUCUUGUCCUACCUGCGCCUCCCUGACCUGGGCCGCUGCAGCUUGGUCUGCAGGGCCUGGUAUGAGCUUAUCCUCAGCCUGGACAGAACGCGCUGGCGGCAGCUCUGCCUCAGCUGCCUCGAGCACAGACACCCCAACUGGCCCAACCAGCCCAGUGUGGAGCCGCAGUCCUGGAGAGAGGCCUUCAAACAACACUACCUGGCCUCCAAAAUCUGGACUAAAAACAUGCAGGACCUGGAGCCCUCCAACUGCUUCUCCCUCUUCCAGAGGAGGAAGGGCCGUCGCCAGCUCUCUGUCGGCAUGGGGGGCGAGUUUGGCAGCCUCCAGACCGCCCUGGCUGCGGCCAACCCCUACGACCGCCUUGUGCUGCUGCCUGGCGUGCACGAGGAACAGAGCGAGGUGCUGCUGAAGGUGCCUGUGGAGGUUGUGGGGCAGGGCAGGCUGGGGGACGUGGCACUGCUGGCGAGCAUCGACCAGCACUGCCCCACUGCCCGCCUCUGCAACGUGGUCUUCAUGCCGACCCGCUUCAGCUCUGUGCUCUACAAGACGACCUCAGGCUACGUCCAGUUCGACAACUGCAACUUUGAAAGCGGGCAGCUGCAGAUCCAUGCGCCAGGGACGUGCCAGGUGAAGUUCUGCACCUUCAGCCAGUCCAGCAUCCACCUCCGCAGCAUGUCCCUGUGCAUCCUGGAGAACUGUGAGUUCACCGGCAGCGAGAACGCCUCUGUAACUGUGGAGGGCUGCCCGAGUUCGGAUCGUAACUGGGCCUGCAAGCAUCUGGCUCUGCUGACCAAGUCUUGUGCAGCGUCCAUGCGGGAGCCUGACCCAGCCAUCUGCCCCGUGGCCAGGUGGGAUGGCUGGAGGGAAUCGCUGCUGGAGCCAGUAAGAAAGUGCGAGAUUGUCAUAGGGGAAGAGCGAAGCAGCUUCCUUGCUGCUGUGGGUGCUAAAGCCCAGCUUGGCUCAGCCCAGGAGGACACUGAAUUUGGACACAACUUGCGGGCAGCAAAGGAGGAGGAGUACCCAGCCCUUGACUCGAACUCCAGUGGCAGUGACUUACACAGUGAUGAUGAAGGGGAUGUUCAGGCAGCGUACAAAGUGCCCUAUCAAGCCCACAGCCUGAGUCACACGCUUCCUGAUGUUACAGACAGCAGGCUUCAAAGCAACAGACUGCAGGCCCUUCAGAGGGACCUUAAGCUCAAGUCUCUGCAGCAGGAGCUGCAGGAGGACAAGGAGGCCCAGUCUUUGGCUAACUCUCUGCAAGGCUGCAUCAUCCGACAGUGCCUUUUCAGGGAUGGAAAGGGAGGAAUAUUCAUUUAUUCACAAGGGCAAGCAAAACUGGAAGGAAGCAUCUUCAGGCGUCUGACCUAUGCAGUGCGCUGCAUACAAAACAGUAAGGUUAUUAUGCUGAAGAAUGACAUCCACCAUUGCAAAGCAUCGGGGAUAUUCCUGCGCCUGUUGGCAGGAGGCCUGAUUGCAGACAACAACAUACAUUCAAACUGUGAGGCUGGAGUGGACAUUCGUAAGGGAGCCAACCCCCUUGUUCUGUGCAAUAAGAUACACAGUGGCCUUCGCUCAGGCAUUGUCGUCGCUGGCAACGGAAAAGGCAUCAUCCGUAGCAAUCAGAUCUAUGGGAAUAAAGAAGCUGGCAUUUAUAUUCUGUAUAAUGGAAACCCUGCUGUGAGCGGGAACCACAUUUUCCAGGGACUGGCUGCUGGAAUAGCAGUGAAUGAGAAUGGGAGAGGUCACAUCACAGGGAAUGUCAUCUGCCAGAACCAGUGGGGUGGGGCAGACAUCCGCCAUGGGGGCGACCCCCUCCUCAGGAACAACCUCAUCUCCUGUGGCUACUCAGACGGCGUGGUGGUGGGCGAGCACGGGAAGGGCCUCAUUGAAGGAAACAUCAUUUACG